Brassica napus (rape) is the source of this 2673-nucleotide messenger RNA. Its product is annotated as putative L-type lectin-domain containing receptor kinase II.2. The coding region runs from base 311 to 2437 and encodes 708 amino acids. Gene Ontology annotation, molecular function: protein kinase activity; ATP binding; carbohydrate binding. The record is from RefSeq and is a predicted model, not a curated record. Gene Ontology annotation, biological process: protein phosphorylation. The transcript has a single exon. Gene Ontology annotation, cellular component: plasma membrane. NCBI's taxonomy places the organism in Eukaryota, Viridiplantae, Streptophyta, Magnoliopsida, Brassicales, Brassicaceae.
AUAGCAACAAGCAAAGAUGCAGACAUAAAAUCACAUAGUGUUGUACCCAUGACUUAUCUUGAAUAUAUAUAAGACUGGAAAAGUAAUUAACCAACAUGACUGUAAGAAACAUCUAAGUGAUGACAUAAGCAUUGUUAUCUUACCAGUUCAGAAGGAAUAACUUUUCUUUGCUAGUGUCUUCCAAGUAAAGGUCAGCUCAGGGUUUUCUGGAGACAGAAAACAUAAUUCUCAUGUAAAAGAGAGUGCAGAAGAAUCUAAGAUUCACAAGCUAAGGCAGAGAGAGAGAGAGUGGAGAUCAUUGUUAUUCCAGAUGGCUGGAGUUUUAGGACACAUGUGUAUCUGGAUACUAAUUUGUAUCCAUGUAACACCUUUGGUGUUAGCCCAAGGCGGUACUCAGUUUGUGCAUUAUGACUUCAGGAAAGUAGACCUCUACCGUGAUGGAAUGGCAACUAUUGAAGAUGGCGUAUUGCAGAUUACAGGUAAUACAACCAAGAGCACCGGUCAUGCUUUCCACAAAACCCCCAUGAAGUUCACAACUUCGUCUUCAAGUUUGUCUUCAUUUUCAACAGAGUUUGUCUUUGCAAUCCUUCCACUGCACAGCCCCAUUUCUUUCGGUCAAGGUAUGGCUUUUGUGGUAGCUCCUACCACAGACCUCAGGUAUAACGGCACUGAAACUUCAGGGUUAGGGCUAUUCAGCACAGCAAAUGAUAACAAAACUACAAACCACAUCCUGGCGGUAGAGCUUGAUACUAAUGAUAGCCCUGAAGCACUUGACAUAAGUAGUAACCACGUGGGGAUUGAUAUAAACAGCAAAAUCUCGGUCGUAUCUGCCAAUGCUAGUUACUAUAAUCAUACAGAGGGGAAGAACAUAACCCUGCUGCUUGCUAGUGGAAAUAGUAUCCUCAUCUGGAUAGAUUAUGAUGGAAUAGAGAAGCGGCUUAAUGUAACUUUAUCUCCUGUACCAACUCCAAAGCCAGUUUCACCAUUCUUGUCAAGUUCCAUCAAACCAAGGGUGCCUCUCUUGUCAAAAACCAUCAAUAUUUCAGAAAUUUUCAAUGAAACCAUGUUUGUAGGUUUCUCUGGAUCCACAGGCACACUCAGAAGUGACCAAUAUAUUCUUGCAUGGAGUUUCAAGAAAGGUGGACAAGCAGAAAGCCUUGACUUGUCAAAGGUUUUGGAUCCCCCAAAUCCACCUCCACCACCACCAUCCUCUCCACCACCACCAUCCUCUCCACCACCACCAUCAUCUCCGCCGCCACCUACUCUGCCACCAACCUCUCCAACAAAGUCAAGGUCUAAAGGCUCUAGCCUUGCUUUAAUUCUAGGCACUACUAUAGCAGGAACUUUGCUAAUAGUACUAGGAGGAGUUGUGUAUCUUCUUUACAAGAAAAAGAAGUAUGCUGAGGUUCUUGAACAAUGGGAAAAGGAAUAUAGUCCCCAGAGGUACUCCUUCAGGAACCUAUACAAAGCAACCAAGGGUUUUAAGGAGAAUCAACUACUUGGAGCAGGAGGUUUUGGAAAAGUUUACAAGGGAAUACUUCCCUCUGGUACACAAAUCGCUGUUAAGAGAGUCUACCAUGAUGCAGAGCAAGGGAUGAAACAGUAUGUCGCGGAGAUAGCUAGUAUGGGAAGGCUAAGGCACAAGAACUUGGUUCAGCUCCUUGGCUACUGCAGAAGGAGAGGUGAACUGCUUUUGGUUUAUGAAUACAUGCCAAAUGGGAGCCUAGAUAACUACUUGUUCAACAACCAAAACCUCACUUGGUCUCAGAGAUUGAACAUAAUCAAGGGAGUAGCAUCUGCUCUUUUGUAUCUUCAUGAAGACUGGGAACAAGUUGUGCUACACAGAGAUAUCAAAGCUAGCAACAUUCUUUUAGAUGCUGAUCUUAAUGGACGGUUGGGAGAUUUUGGGUUUGCAAGGUUCCAUGAUCGCGGCGAGAAUCUCCAAGCCACGCGUGUGGUUGGAACCAUAGGCUACAUGGCUCCUGAGCUAACUGCAAUGGGUGUGACCACUACCUGGACUGAUGUCUAUGCCUUUGGAGCUUUUAUUCUUGAGGUGGUUUGCGGAAGAAGGCCAGUAGACCCUGAGAGACCCCCUGAGCAAAUGAUUCUACUUAAGUGGGUUGCUAUUUGUGGAAGCAGAGAUAGUUUAAUGGUUACUGUUGACAGUAAACUCGAAGGAAACUUUAAAGCUGAAGAGGUCAAGAUGCUUUUGAAGCUAGGCAUGCUUUGUUCUCAGAGCAACCCAGAGAAUAGACCAAGUAUGAGACUUAUAGUACAAUAUCUUGAAGGAAAUGUCAAUGUUCCGAGCAUAUCAUAUGAUACAGCUGGAUUUGGUAUGCCAAAUAUAAGCAAUGAAACUGUAACACAACGGCCUGAAACCUCCUCAUUAGCUAAUUUCUCUUUUGAAGAUGUUACAGUCCUAUAUGGUGGUCGUUGAAGCCUGCAAGCAAACUUUUAUUCUGCUACAAUGUUGUGUCUCUUAAGUGAAUGAUUGUAUUGUGAUUGGUUGUUGAAUUUACAAUAACAUACAUGUUUUUUUUUGAACAUUUCACUUCAAGAUUUUAGAUUCAAUCUCUUCCAAGCUGAGACCCUUGGUCUCAGGGACUACUAGAACUACAAACAAGAGUGAUACCAAUGCUAUAGCUCCAAAGAGAAGGAAGAGAUUCUCUGCUC